AUGAAGCUAUCAGAAAUAACCAGUGGUAACAUUUUGGCAAACAUCAUUCCAGAAAACGUCUCAUACACAGAAAAGCAUCAAUUUAAAAUUUUCAGUUGUGCUCUUGGCCUCUCCCAGGGUCCUUUCAUUCAGGGGAAAAUGUUUGCUCAGCCCGAGGAUGCUGGUUUUUCAUUUGGCCACAAUAUCAAUAGUCAUUUGACCAGUCUCUCCAUUGUUGGAAACACGAUCCCCACUCCCGAGCCCACUGUUAAGCAGGCUUUAUGUGCCCUGGAUAAUGAGAGUGCCAGUGUGGAAAAUCAGGGCCAGAUUAAGAUGUACAUCAGUGAAGUGUGUCAGGAAACUGUGUCACAUUGCUGCAACUCAUUUCUGCAGCAGGCCAGAUUAAAUUUGUUAAUAAGCAUGACAGUUAUUAAUAACAUGCUUGCCAAAUCCGUUUCAGACCUGAGGUUUCCUUUGAUAUCAGAGGGAAGUGGAUGUGCUGAGGUUCAUGUUUUGAAACCGUUGAUGGGUUUGUCUGAAAAACCAGUCUUGGCAGGGGAAUUGCUGGGUCCCCAAAUGCUGCUCUCAUUCACAUCCCCCUUUAUCAGGAAUGGAAACAGACAGGUUCUCCUGGACACCCUGGCCUCUUAA
Messenger RNA from Eptesicus fuscus (big brown bat), 630 nucleotides. Its product is annotated as protein ARMCX6-like. Gene Ontology annotation, cellular component: mitochondrion. The transcript is spliced from 2 exons. The record is from RefSeq and is a predicted model, not a curated record. Bases 1 to 630 code for a protein of 209 amino acids. NCBI's taxonomy places the organism in Eukaryota, Metazoa, Chordata, Mammalia, Chiroptera, Vespertilionidae.